AUGGAGAAAGCUGACCACGAAAAGCUGAAAUGCAUAGUGGCUUCAGUACCACAGUCCUCUUGCGCACCGACAGAUCAGAAGUGCCUUUGUGUUGAUACCCACUAUACCGCAAUUCUUGAAGAAUGCGUGGUAGCCAGCUGCACAAUCCGAGAGUCAUUGACCACGAAGAACGUUACAACAUCAUUGUGUGAAGCUCCGAUUCGGGAUCGAACAAAGGUUGUGUCAGUCGCAGGACUUGCAGGGGGAAUAAUCGCACUGGUUGCCUUUAUUUUCCGGAUGGUGGCAAGGCUGAGAUGCUGUGGUGGGGUCUUUGGGAUGGAUGAUCUGACAAUGAUGUUGACAAUGUGUCUCCUCAUUCCUCUCUCCGCUCUCUCGGUCCUUUUGGCAGACACCGGUUUGGGCAAGGAUAUGUGGACACUUCCUUUCGAUAAUAUCACUCACAUUCUUUACAUUUAUUUCUGGGAUGAAUUGCUAUAUUUAAGCAUCCUACCGCUUACCAAAAUAUCUAUUUGCUGCUUCUAUUUGCGCAUCUUUCCAGACCGGAAAUUCCGCACUGCCACUUAUGUUGUGAUUGCACUGAAUGUUGGGUAUUUGAUUGCCUUUAUCCUGAUCUCUGUGUUUCAGUGUCGACCACUGCCUGGUGCGUGGCUUCGUUGGGACGGAGAAGAGGAAUUCAAAUGCAACCAUAUCAACGCACAGGGAUGGGCAGCAGCGGUGCUGAACAUGGUGCUUGAUCUCAUCGUGAUGAUGCUACCACUGCGCCAGCUAUAUAACCUCAAUCUUUCCUUGAAAAAGAAGACCUACGUGAUAUGCAUGUUCAGUCUUGGAAUCUUCGUAACACUUGUCAGCAUUUUACGAUUGAAUUCGAUGAUCCACUUUGCUAGCACUACUAACUUGACAUGGGACUACGUGAGCAUUGGCUACUGGAGUACAAUUGAAUGCGACGUUGGCGUCAUAUGUGCCUGUCUACCAGCGAUUCGCUCUCUGCUUCGCCGUGUAGCCCCUGGGCUCUUUGGUGAUACUGAACACGCCAACUCCUAUGCCGUGAACUCUCACUCCCGCGGUACUGGCUCUAGGUUUGAAGGGGUGAAUGUUCAAAGCAAAAACGACCAACGUGACUUCUAUCCUCUCGAGGACUUAGACAACACAAGUGAGUCUCGAUUGCAUCACCCGGUAUAG
Messenger RNA from Penicillium olsonii, 1179 nucleotides. Lineage: Eukaryota; Fungi; Ascomycota; Eurotiomycetes; Eurotiales; Aspergillaceae. The record is from the annotation of a GenBank genome assembly.